This is a messenger RNA of Porites evermanni, 2075 nucleotides long. The record is from the annotation of a GenBank genome assembly. Lineage: Eukaryota; Metazoa; Cnidaria; Anthozoa; Scleractinia; Poritidae.
AUGUUCUCUUAUAGGGAAAAUAAUGAAGUUGAAGAACAUGCAGUUGGUUCAGCUGCAAGACAGCGAAUAGAGCAAGGGGUAGGUAGAUAUUUAAAAACUCAAGAGGUGCCUGUCAUGCAGUAUCUCAUAGAAAAUAUCAAGACCUCCCAACAUUAGUACAAAAGAUAAACGAUCACUUUUUUAUUGCACUAGCACUAAAAAAUAUUUCUGCAGCUCGUGUUUCCAUAAAGUAUGUUGCCAAAAUCAAAAUCUCCUAAAUCGUAACGCAAGUUGUGACUUGAGAAAAAAGAGGGAAGUUUAAAUUUAUCUGUUUAGUACAUUUUUGGCAUCAGCACAGCUAGACUGCGAGGAACCGCUUCGGUGAUAGUUGAAGGCUGGGACUCACAUUUUUGUGACCGUUAACUGUUUCUUGACUGGCAUUCAUUAAGAGACAACUUAACAAGUAAGUGAUAAUAUCUCCUAUGCUGGUCUAAAAAUACGAAUUUCCUUUUUUUUUGCAGGCCAUCGGUGGUCAACCCAUUGAAGGUGUAUAUCAUCUCAUUCAUGCUGGAGAACAGACAGAACAUGGAUCUCAACAUCAUUCUAUUGGUCAGCCUAACGCUGCAGGUUUUCACAAUGGGCUGAUGGAUCCUCAAGGGAUCUCACCAUUGCCAGUUGUGCCACCAAGCUAUCCUCAUCUACCGAUGAGGGAGCUUAUUGUGAAGAAUUUGAAUUUCAAUCCAUUGCAGUACGCUGAGAUGGCUAGAGGAAUACAGUUCAGUGAUUGGACUGGGGCUAGACCACCAACAACUAAUAUGCACUGCAGGCGAGGACGGACUGUUGCAACUGAGUCGUACGAUGGAAUCAGGUGUUCUGAAUCUGUCGAGGAGACCAGCCAAUUUCCGGAGCAGAACCAAGGACGUGAACGCAUGCGUGCAUCCAGAUUUCUUCGACAGCAGACUUUAGACAGGUCAGUAAAUGAACACUCCGCACUAUACCCCCAAUUUCUUUAAACGAUCGAGAGCUUUCUUUCUCUGGCCACGGGUAUAUCAGUGCGUCAUGUUACUCCUGGAAAUGACUGGAAUCGCAACAUUUUAUCAGUUUACAUGACAACAUUAUGAGUUUUUUAAUGGACAGUUUAGUUUCUGAGAUCCUCUUUUGUGGCUUGCUACCUACCUCAUUUCAUCAAUACGUUUUAGUAAGGGUUUAAAGAAACCCGUGAAAUUUUAAGUAAACAUCGGAAAACAGUACAGGUCAUAACCUGUGAUCAGGCGAACCUUAUUCUCUGUUGAUAAGCACAACUCCAGUUUCAGUUAUGUUGCAGAUGGCAGUGUUGUUACUAACUCGAGGCCUAUCUUGAGUUUGGUCAGUUCUUGUCACUUGUGUCGUUUGAUCCAUCAGGGUUGUGCCCGAUCGCAGGUCAGAGGUCAUAAUCACUCCAUAAAUAUUGUAGAGGGGUCAAAGUUUACAUUUUCAGCCAGGAUAGCAUCUAACUUUAAUUUGUUAGCAGCUGUUUCCAAAUUGUUUUUUCUUUAUGCCACAACUCUUAAAACGGCUUCACAAAACCAACUCUCAACAGGUCAAGUCCAGUAGAGCCUUUUUUAACUGAGGGUCAGUUCUGUGGUGGAAAUUAUAUCUGGAAGAUUGAGCCUUUCUCUCAGCUCCUCCAGGACGCAGGCAAUGGAGAGAUAAGAUCACUUGAGAGUCCUCCGAUUUACACUAGCUUCCGGUGUGGAUACAAGUUCUUCAUGCGUAUCUUCCCAAAAGGCGUUGAUGGUGGAGAUGGAAGACACAUUGGCCUGUUUGUUGGUAUGAUGCAGGGGGAUUUGGAUAAUAGGCUCAAAUGGCCAUUCGAGGGACGAAUCUCUCUUUCCUUAUUGGAUCAAAGCAGUGAUGCUUACAGGUUCUGUAACGAUGUCAGUGGCACUUUCACGGCUAACGGAAAUCUGGGAGCUUUUCAGCAACCCACUGCUGCCGGGCGAUACACCACCCUGUAUGGCUACGAAGAGUUUGCGCCCAUCGACAUGGUCUGUACCCCACAGUACUCUAAAGAUGAUGCAGUGAUGAUCAAGAUUGAGAUCAAUAAAAACAUCUAA